Porites lobata is the source of this 469-nucleotide messenger RNA. The record is from the annotation of a GenBank genome assembly. NCBI's taxonomy places the organism in Eukaryota, Metazoa, Cnidaria, Anthozoa, Scleractinia, Poritidae.
AUGACAGCCCUUCCGGCUAAUCACCAGGUCACAACAGUGAACAAAAAGUGGAGGAUUAAUGCCAAGAUCGAUAAAUCAUCACUCAGACCGGAAGUGAGAAGCUUCUGUGCCCAGUACCCUGUUUUCAGCCUUUAUGAGUACACACCUGAUUCAAUUGCGGUGGAGAUGGAGCAUCUAGGAGGUAAGUAUUUAUUUUAGCCCGUCGUUGGAAAGCUCGAGGAAGAACUGUUCAACUUUCACUGAAUUCUCCAACUGAGGAUAGUUCUUUAAUUUGCUCACAGUUUUCCUUUUUUUUUACACAGUGAGAUCCAAACGCCAGGUGGUAUUUAACGAAUUUGAUUUGUGUGGCCAAACCAAACCUCCUUGUAGAUUUACAGCAUGGAAACUUAGAUGCAAAUUCACAACUUCCAAUUGCGUGUAUUUCUUUACAUGCAGGCAGAACGUUAGGUUAAAAAACGAAUAUAUGUGA